AUGCCUGUCCCAGACCAGCCUCCUUCAGCCUCAGAGAAGACCAGCUCCUUGAGCCCAGGCUUAAACACCUCCAAUGGGGACGGAUCUGAGACAGAGACCACCUCUGCCAUCCUCGCUUCCGUCAAAGAACAGGAAUUACAGUUUGAAAGGCUGACCCGAGAGCUGGAGGCUGAACGCCAGAUCGUGGCCAGCCAGCUGGAGCGAUGCAAGCUUGGCUCGGAGACUGGCAGCAUGAGCAGCAUCAGUUCAGCAGGAGAGCAGUUCCAUUGGCAGACACAAGAUGGACAGAAAGACAUCGAAGAUGAGCUCACAACAGGCCUCGAGCUGGUGGACUCCUGCAUCCGCUCUCUGCAAGAGUCAGGAAUUCUCGACCCACAGGAUUACUCCACAGGGGAAAGGCCCAGUCUGCUCUCCCAGAGUGCACUUCAGCUCAAUUCCAAACCUGAAGGGUCUUUCCAGUAUCCGGCCAGCUACCAUAGCAACCAGACCCUGGCCCUGGGUGACACUGCCCCUUCUCAGCUCCCAGCACGCAGCACACAAGCCCGAGCUGCCGCCCAGAGCUUCAGCCAGGGCACGACCGGUCGCGCGGGGCACCUGGCGGGGUCGGAGCCUGCACCGCCACCUCCCCCUCCGCGGGAGCCGUUCGCGCCCAGCCUGGGCAGCGCCUUCCACCUGCCCGACGCGCCGCCCGCCGCCGCCGCGCUCUACUACUCCAGCUCCACGCUGCCAGCGCCGCCGCGCGGGGGCUCCCCGCUGACCACCACGCAGGGCGGCUCGCCCACCAAGCUGCAGCGCGGAGGCUCGGCCCCUGAGGGUGCCGCCUACGCCGCGCCGCGAGGCUCCUCGCCCAAGCAGUCGCCCAGCCGCCUGGCCAAGUCCUACAGCACCAGCUCGCCCAUCAACAUCGUCGUGUCCUCGGCCGGCCUGUCCCCGAUCCGCGUGACCUCGCCCCCCACCGUGCAGUCCACCAUAUCCUCUUCGCCCAUCCACCAGCUGAGCUCCACCAUCGGCACCUACGCCACCCUGUCGCCCACCAAGCGCCUGGUCCACGCGUCCGAGCAGUACAGCAAGCAUUCGCAGGAACUGUAUGCCACGGCCACCCUCCAGAGGCCGGGCAGCCUGGCAGCUGGGUCCCGAGCCUCAUACAGCAGCCAGCAUGGGCACCUGGGCCCUGAACUGCGGGCCCUGCAGUCCCCAGAGCAUCACAUAGACCCCAUCUAUGAAGACCGUGUCUAUCAGAAGCCCCCUAUGAGGAGUCUCAGCCAGAGCCAAGGGGACCCUCUGCCGCCAACACACACUGGCACCUUCCGCACGAGCACAGCCCCAUCUUCCCCCGGUGUCGACUCCGUCCCCUUGCAGCGCACAGGCAGCCAGCACGGGCCACAGAAUGCCGCAGCAGCCACCUUCCAGAGGGCCAGCUACGCUGCUGGCCCCGCCUCCAACUACGCCGACCCCUACCGACAGCUGCAGUACUGUCCCUCCGUUGAUUCUCCGUACAGCAAAUCGGGCCCUGCCCUCCCACCCGAAGGCACCUUGGCCAGGUCCCCAUCCAUUGACAGCAUUCAGAAAGAUCCCAGGGAGUUUGGAUGGAGAGACCCGGAGCUGCCUGAAGUGAUACAGAUGUUGCAGCAUCAGUUCCCUUCCGUUCAGUCCAAUGCCGCAGCUUACUUGCAACACCUCUGUUUCGGAGACAAUAAAAUUAAAGCAGAGAUAAGGAGACAAGGAGGUAUACAGCUCCUGGUGGACCUGCUGGAUCACCGGAUGACGGAAGUCCACCGUAGUGCCUGUGGGGCUCUGAGGAACUUGGUGUAUGGGAAGGCUAACGAUGACAACAAGAUCGCCCUGAAAAACUGUGGUGGCAUCCCAGCGCUGGUGAGGCUGCUUCGCAAGACCACAGACCUGGAGAUCCGGGAGCUGGUCACAGGAGUCCUGUGGAACCUCUCCUCAUGUGAUGCACUCAAGAUGCCAAUCAUCCAGGAUGCCCUGGCGGUGUUGACCAACGCGGUGAUUAUCCCCCACUCGGGCUGGGAAAACUCACCUCUCCAGGACGAUCGGAAAAUACAGCUGCAUUCAUCACAGGUGCUGCGCAAUGCCACUGGGUGCCUAAGGAAUGUAAGUUCAGCUGGAGAGGAGGCCCGCCGGAGGAUGCGGGAGUGUGAUGGGCUCACGGAUGCCUUGCUGUAUGUGAUUCAGUCUGCGCUGGGGAGCAGUGAGAUCGAUAGCAAGACCGUUGAAAACUGUGUGUGCAUCUUGAGGAACCUCUCCUACCGGCUAGCAGCAGAAACGUCUCAGGGACAGCACAUGGGCACAGACGAGCUGGACGGGCUGCUCUGUGGGGAGGCCAACGGCAAGGAUGCAGAGAGUUCCGGGUGCUGGGGCAAGAAGAAGAAGAAAAAGAAAUCCCAGGACCAGUGGGAUGGAGUAGGACCUCUUCCAGACUGUGCAGAACCACCCAAAGGGAUCCAGAUGCUGUGGCACCCGUCCAUAGUCAAACCCUACCUCACACUGCUGUCUGAGUGCUCAAACCCAGACACGCUGGAAGGGGCAGCAGGCGCCUUGCAGAACUUGGCUGCAGGGAGCUGGAAGGGCUGGGCUGAGGAUGUGGCAGGCAUGGCGUAUGCCCUACGUUCACUGCCAGAGGGGGCUCCCUGCCUGCCACAGUGGUCUGUCUAUAUCCGAGCCGCUGUCCGGAAAGAGAAAGGCCUGCCCAUCCUUGUGGAGCUCCUCCGAAUAGACAACGACCGUGUAGUGUGUGCAGUGGCCACGGCGCUCCGGAACAUGGCCUUGGAUGUCAGAAAUAAGGAGCUCAUCGGCAAAUAUGCCAUGCGAGACCUGGUCCACCGGCUUCCUGGAGGGAACAACAGCAACAACGCAGGGAGCAAGGCCAUGUCAGAUGACACCGUGACAGCCGUGUGCUGCACCCUGCACGAAGUGAUCACCAAGAACAUGGAGAAUGCCAAGGCCUUACGGGAUGCUGGCGGCAUCGAGAAGUUGGUCGGCAUCUCCAAAAGCAAAGGAGAUAAGCACUCUCCAAAGGUGGUUAAGGCUGCAUCUCAGGUCCUAAACAGCAUGUGGCAGUACCGAGAUCUGAGGAGUCUCUACAAAAAGGAUGGAUGGUCACAAUACCACUUUGUAGCCUCAUCUUCAACCAUUGAGAGGGAUCGACAAAGGCCCUACUCCUCCUCCCGCACACCCUCCAUCUCUCCUGUGCGUGUGUCUCCCAACAACCGCUCAGCAAGUGCCCCAGCUUCACCUCGGGAAAUGAUCAGCCUCAAAGAAAGGAAAACAGACUAUGAGUCCACUGGCAACAAUGCCACCUACCAUGGAACUAAAGGAGAACACACUUCCAGAAAAGACGCCAUGACAGCUCAAAACACUGGAGUCUCAACUUUGUAUAGGAAUUCCUACGGUGCGCCCGCUGAAGACAUCAAACACAACCAGGUUUCAGCACAGCCUGUCCCCCAGGAGCCUAGCAGGAAAGACUAUGAGACCUACCAGCCGUUCCAGAAUUCCACACGAAAUUACGAGGAGUCCUUCUUUGAGGACCAGGUCCACCACCGCCCUCCAGCCAGCGAGUACACCAUGCACCUGGGCCUCAAGUCCACGGGCAACUAUGUCGACUUCUACUCCGCUGCCCGCCCUUACAGCGAACUGAACUACGAAACGAGCCACUACCCGGCCUCGCCCGACUCCUGGGUGUGA
Arvicola amphibius (Eurasian water vole) is the source of this 3702-nucleotide messenger RNA. RefSeq names its product catenin delta 2 (gene Ctnnd2). NCBI's taxonomy places the organism in Eukaryota, Metazoa, Chordata, Mammalia, Rodentia, Cricetidae. Gene Ontology annotation, biological process: cell-cell adhesion; dendritic spine morphogenesis; cell-cell junction assembly. The record is from RefSeq and is a predicted model, not a curated record. Gene Ontology annotation, cellular component: plasma membrane; nucleus; adherens junction. Gene Ontology annotation, molecular function: cadherin binding. The transcript is spliced from 22 exons. Bases 1 to 3702 code for a protein of 1233 amino acids.